Molecule: messenger RNA, 8904 nt
Organism: Fundulus heteroclitus (mummichog)
Lineage: Eukaryota; Metazoa; Chordata; Actinopteri; Cyprinodontiformes; Fundulidae
Gene: dusp3a
Product: dual specificity phosphatase 3a
Exons: 3
Coding region: 196-858 (220 amino acids)
Biological process (GO): protein dephosphorylation; negative regulation of MAPK cascade
Cellular component (GO): cytoplasm
Molecular function (GO): MAP kinase phosphatase activity; protein tyrosine/serine/threonine phosphatase activity
Source: RefSeq, a predicted model, not a curated record
UCUUCACCACUGUAGGAGAGAAACACUGAAGGGCUCGCGCUUCCUCAGUUAACACCAGACACCUUGCAGGCAAAGCGCGCGCGCCUCACGUGGGAUGGUAAAAGAAAUGCUGUCAAACACCAGCAGCGGGCUCACGAGUCAGGCGGCGGUUAUGAUCUGAAACCAUUUUGAGAGGGGGCGAAAAUUAAACGAGCCAUGAAAAAACACCUGAGCCCCACGAAGCAGCAGCAGCAGCAGCAGCACCAGCCGCCGCCCCCACCGACAGACAUCCCGGCUGAAGGCGGAGAGGUUACCGUCCAGAAGCUCAACGAGCUUCUCUCCGACGGCAGCGGCUUCUACAACCUUCCCACCCAGCACUACAAUGAGGUCUUCCCCAGGAUUUACAUCGGGAACGCUUUCGUGGCCCACAACCCGAUGCGACUGCAGAAACUUGGUGUGACGCACGUCCUCAACGUGGCAGAGGGCACCUCCUUCAUGCACGUCAACACCAGUCCGGAGUUCUACGCCGGCACGGGGAUUACUUACCACGGCAUUCCAGCCAACGACACAAAGGGCUUCAACCUCAGUACCUUCUUUGAGGAGGGGGCUGAUUUUAUAGACCAAGCACUAGCACACAAUAAUGGCAAAGGGAAAGUGUACGUGCACUGCAGAGAAGGCUACAGCCGCUCCCCGACCAUGGUUGUUGCUUACCUUAUGAUGCGCCACAAAAUGGACGCCCGGCUGGCUCUGGCCACCGUGAGGCACAAGAGAGAGAUCGGCCCCAACGACGGCUUCCUUCACCAGCUGUGCCAACUCAACGAGAAGCUGGCGAAGGAGGGCAAGCUGAACGGAGAGGUGGGCAAAUCAAAGACCAAAUGAAAACGGGAGAGCUGUCUGAAGGACCCGUCUCGUCCUGUCAGGCCCAACCCACCCUGACCAAACCAGCACCCAUCUAACAUAUCAGGGGUACAAACAUGCAUUUAUCUGUGUAAAUACUUAUCCUCCAUGUGUGCACAAACCUUUUAAUUAUCCCAUCUUCCUUUUUAUUAGCCCACACAGUUCACCUCUGGGUAGAUUUUCCUGCAUAUUUUAGCUCUUAGUUUGUGUAAUUACAAGCUCACCUUCCUGAAGCAUUUCUUUAAUUCCCAAAAGUUAAUGAGACAAAAAAAAAAAAACUUGUCCUGAUUUUUAAAAUAUGCUUACAAAUUUGUAUCAAACAGAACAUCAAAGCACAAUCAUUCCAUAGUUUUCCACUGCCGGAAUGUCAGUGAUGUCUCCACGAACAGGGAUAAAUAAUAAUAAUAAUAAAAAAAGAUAACCCUAAUUAUUAGAAAUGUGUGUUCAUGGAGAAGGAGUGGAUGAAGGAAAAUCCCAAACAUUCCAAUGAAACUAAAACUGAAAACAGAAACCGAGGCUUAAUCCUUAAAAUACUCAAGUCUUUAUCUUCCUGCAACUGCUUUGUGGCAGAUGUUUAAUGCACAAACAACUAAAUGAAUACACCCUCUCACUCUCGAAUGCAUCCAAGCUCUGGCUGUAGCGUUUCACUUUUGGCUUCUAGUUUGACAACAUUGGCAAUAAAAUUGUUGAGACAACAGGAACCAAUAAGGGUUGAGCUUAUUAAAAAUAAUGAGGGGGAGCUCGUGUUGCAGCUCUGUUUACGUGCAAAUGUGACAGAUGCUCCCUUUGGUUGGCUUGUAUACCUAGUUGGUUUUCAUGUUAAAAAGGUAAAAUGGAAAUGACUAUUUAAAUUUCAUUUAAAAAGAGCUUGUGUUUGACAAAAACCAUAUCCUCCAGCGGAAUAACUUUUCAGAUAUACAACAUCACAUCCUACCUUUUAUGUGCAAAGCAUUUAGAUUGCAAAGGUAGAUAAAGUCAUCUCAAACUCUUUGCAGAACUAGAAAGUUUACUUUUGGAGUCCUGUAUAAAAUCCCUCUAAUAAAUCAGAAAUCAUGAUAGAAUGACCUGUCAUCACUAGGGCAUAAUUCUAUCCACCAAUAAUCACUUUUUAUAGCAACUGAAAAGCUCAAUGUUUAUUGUACAGUUGUUUUCUUUUGCAUCUUAUGUUUCUCAAUCAGGUUGUGGAGUUUUUUUCCUCUCCGUUAAGGAACUUGGACCUGGAAGAAGCUGGCUUGUGGUGCCCACAGAGGCAAAAUAAGAGAUGGAAAUGUUUAUAAAGAUCACAGAUCAUAAAUGUUCAACAGGAUGAGCGCUUGGUAUCAAUCUAGAGGUUUCAUUACAUAACAAAAAGGACCUAUUUUUCUUAAAUAUUAAUAUUGUACAACAUCAUACAAUUUCAUAGUAACACCAAUGGAUUAAUAGCAUCUACUCAACUGAAGGGUGUAUUAAAAUUAACAAAUCAGUUUAACCUUAUUCAGGUUUUAUUAUUAUUAUUCAAACCAGUUGUUUGCAGUCAAACAUUUAUUUUGCAAGAGAGAUUCAAAUGUUUUCUUAAAGCACACCCUAGAGGCAACAAAUACAGGACUAAUAGGAGAGAACCAAAAAUGCACCCUUGGUGCACCCCACAAGUAAGUGGGGCUACAGAGGAGAAACAUUUCUAUAAAGCAGCAGCUAAUUAAAUACGUUUGGUCCAUAUGGCAAACAGAUGGCCUCACAUGUGGCUCUAGAAAACCUUGCUAUACAGAGGAGUUCAUGGUCAACUAAAUGACUGCAAUGUACAUUGGUCCUGUGGCUGCAAAACAAGCCCAAACUAUCAUACUACCACCACCGUGCUUUACAUUUGGCUAGAUGUCUUUUUACUGAUAUACUUUGGUUUAAAUAGCUCUUCUUUGGUCUCAUCUGUCAAAAGGACAUUCUUGAAGUUGAAUUCAUUAAGAUGAUGGUUUAUCCCUCUAAGUUGUGCUUAGUAGUAGAAGUUGCCUUCAAAAAAAUAUUUCUCCACAUUUUUAGUAUCACAAGCUCAGUUUCAAUUACUUUAAAAGAAAACAGACUAUUCCAGUGUUGCGCACACUGCCCUAAUCAAUUUAGAUGUCAAUAAUAAUGGUGUGUGUCUGAAAGAGACUGAGACAGUUUUGUUCACCAAAGUUUUAACAGUGUUUGCUCUGCCUGAACAGACAACAUCAAAAUUCCUGAUGAAUGCGGAUAAAAUCCCAAAUCUCAGCAAAUCGUGGCUCUAGGUGUGUCAAUAGAAUAAAACUUUAUGAGCUUUAUCUUUCCCAGUGCCACGUUCAAUGUUGCAGUUUCAAGAAGCCAAUUUCAAUCUAGUGGCCUUUCAGUGUCAAACGUGUCAGCUGGAAAGGAUGCGAUUGGCCUUCAAUCGAGAGCGUUUCCAUCAUCACACCAGAGAGUAAAUCCACUGCCAGUUCCCUGACACAGCCCUGCAACCAGUAUCAGAUGCCACUGUUUCAUCAACACCGUUUGUCACUACAUACCCACACCCCUAGAUGUGUGCCAAACAGAAACUCAUGCACACACAUGAACCUUUUUUUGUUUGUGUGCACUAAAGCAUUGCAAUAUAUGUCAAUACCCUAUCAGAUAUAUAGAAUGUAAUCGUAUUUAGAAUGACUAACCCAGCAGUACUUGUUAUGUAACCACCUCAGUUCUAUAGUUCGUUGCUAGAGACAUUGCAUUUACAGCAUUAGAGGACAGAAGUAUACACGUAUUUGUCCCGGGAAGGAUGACGUACACAGGAGAUGAAAGCGAAAUACGAAGAGAAAGAACUGGCUUCAGUCUCAAAGUCUAUGUCCAACAAUCCAGAUUAUAUAAAAUUCAGAAUCUGGUGGGUCGAAUAUUAAAACGACUUUUUCACCUCAUUAAUGCCACUGUUAAUUCCUCUCUCAAUAUAUCUGUAUACAUCUGAAUAUAUAUGUAUAUGUAUACUGUAUAUACAUAUUUAAGUGUUGACAUAUAUGAAUGUAUAAGCAAUGUGUCUAUAAUGCGUAGGUAUCGUCAUUAUGUCCUUUUAAAUAUCAUGUUAUAUUUGUGUAAGGGUCCUACCGCCAUUGUUACUGUUUAAACAACAAAACAACAUGUACAUUAUUAUUCAGAUAUGAUGUGCAUGUCAAGUGCUGUACAAUUGUGAUCUUUUAGCCGUUUUUUUUUCAACCAGAACACACAUCAUUUGGUUUAGAGAUGCACCAAUCGGCCAAAAAGUUCGGUAUUGGCCAAUUUUUCUUUGCUUUUCUGUGAUCGAUGAUCCGCUGGUCAACCAUUGCAAAAUAAUUAUUUUCUUCUUGUUCUGUUCAUUAAAUGCAUUAUACUUAAAAACUCUAAAUAUCUUCGGUCUGUAAAUGCAUCAACCAACGCCAUGCCAGGGUUCCUAUGCAGUCUGGAAAAUUAGGGAAUCUGAUUUUCUAAUUUAAAUAAGCAUGGAACAAAGAAAGCUUGGGAUGGAAAAAUGUUUGACUUUUAAUACUACCUUCCAAAAGACAGAUGAUGCCUUUUUUAUAUUUGACUUGCAAAAACAAAACUGAAGUUUUAGUCUUAACUGAAUAGUCUUUGAUGUACUGACAGAACCGACAGAUAAUUAUGCACUCAUUCAGAAGUUAAAAUUCUGUCCUUUUACUGCUUCUUUGGCCUCUAGACCCUCUCAGAUCCAGAUUUUAAAUAUUACUCAGGGUUUUUAAACCGGGUGUGGCUUAGAUGCCAAACAAAGCAUUCGCACUACUAUAAUUACUUUAUAAAUACUUUAACUACUAUUUCUUAGUUUUUGUGUUGGAUUCUAAACUACCUCCAUCAAAGAACCUGAAACACAACUUUUCCGUCUUUAAGUUCUGAUCUUUAAAAUAAUAUCGGUAUCGGGCAGGAAAGGCCUGAUCGGUGCAUCUCUAAUACUUAGUUUUAAUUUGAGUCCCCAUGCAGUUCCUUCAUGAACUACAGCCACAUACAUACUGAUUAUCAGUACCAUUAUAUCCAUGAAUGCACUAACAGCUGUACCCCUUCUAAAGGUGAUUUUUAUUUAUUUAUUUAUUUAUUUACUUUUGAUCCCCCUGGAUGUCAAGCCUUUCCUGGAUGGGUAUCCGCAGAAUGCUUCAUUCUUUAAACAAAAGGUAGCAGACUCAUGUUCCAUUUCACCACACUGAUGUCUCUCACAGGCUCUGUGGAUUACAAGUUUGAAAGUUUCACAAAAAACAUGACAAUUUACUGGGAGGGUUUACUCACUGCAGGGCAGGCAUGUUUUAACUACUCCACACCUCCUCACUUUAAAAGUCAAAACGAUCACUGGGAGAUUUUACACAGAGCAGCUUUUUCAGUUACACAUCAGUCCUAAAUCUGACAACAAAGUCUCGUGCUGCAUCAUAUUAAAACUUGAAUUAUGCGAUGUUUUACAUAACUUGACCUUUACCUAAAAUAAACAAACAGCAUCUGUUCAGCCAUGCAGAUAUUUUCAUAUCACUGUCGCCCCCUAGUGACACAGAAACAGAUGGUGUAAUCAACUAGCCGCCUGUUUUCUUUGUAAAUGACUUUUAUUUCACUUUGCAAGCUUUGGGUCCACAGGAAAUAAAAUCAGACUAUUCAUAAACUUGAUCAACAUAUCAUUUUUACUUUUAUUUAUCCUAACAUGCUUUAGGAACACAUCGGUUCUGUUAUUUGCUUUAACAACCAAAGGUAAUUCAAAAUUGAGCCAAUUUGAUUACUUGGACAUGAAUAUAUUUGACCUCUCUGACUUCUGUGUUCAAAAACUUUAGCUACGACAUGUCUUUGUCUCCUUGAAAUCUAAUUCUAUAAUUACACCAUCUUAUGAAUGCAUCUCUGAUCUAAGAAGUGUGAAAAAAAACAUUUUAUAGAGCUUGUAUUUUUUCACAUUCUGUCAUGUUACAGCCACAGACUUUAAUACAGUUUAUUGGGAUUUUAUGUAAAACACAAAAGAAACUUUGAGUGGAAGGAUUUUAUAAAAUGAUUUAAUAGAAAAAGUGUGGUGGGGAUUUGCACUCAGCCCCAACCCCCCCCCCCCCCCCCCCCCCGCUCCCGAGUCAGCUUUUUGUUGACUCGGGUGUAACAGCCUUUUGUUGCUGUUAUACCUGCUAUUUAUGGAUGUCUCCUCUGGCUUUGCACAUCUAGAAAAAUGGGGCACUAUAUUUCCCUAUUUUUCUUUGAAAAACAGCUCAAGCUCAGUAAAAUUGAUGGGGAGCAUCUUUGAACAUCGAUUUUCAAUUCUGGACACAGAUUCUUCAUUUUGUGUUGGUCUGGUCUUGGACUUGGCCGUUAUCUCGCAAACCAUGGAGGCAUUUGCAUAAUAGUUGGAUUCCUACUGGGAAUAAAUUACACACAAGUGGACUGUGAUUAUUACAAUUAUUUACUAAUCAGGUGAAUCGAUUUCAGAGUAUCAGACUAAAGGAGGCUGUAUGUGAAUGCAGUUUUCAGAAUUUUAUUUGUAAAAAAUAAAUAGGAAUGAAAACCAUGUAAUAUUUUCCUUUCUUUUUAGCAUUGUAUACUGCUUUGUGUUAGUGUAUCAUGUAAAAUCCCAAUAAAACGCACCAAAGUCUGGCUCUGUAACAUGACAAAAUGUGAGCAAAGUUUAAGAGGUGGGAAUACAUUUACAAGGCUUUAUGUACAGCCCCCCUUAAUGCCCAUAAAUACAGAAAGAGCGUAAUUUUAAAGGCCUCUUAUGUCAUAAAAGCCAAUAUUAAGAUUUCCAAACAUUCACUGACAUGUCCAGAACUGCUAUGAACUCUGACACAAUAUUGGCCAUGAAGAAAAGCCAGAUAAGGUAAUAUUCUCACAGGGAGUUAAACCUGAGUUCACACUCUGUCAAAUGAGAACAGGAGAGCAGUUUUAAGGCCUCUCAGUCCUUACAUACAAGUUGUUCCACUCAACUCUGACCUGUGUCAUUUGUGGUCGUGUGAAAAUGUCUGAGUUGAUCUUUAAAGCUGCUCGUUUGAUUCCCCCUUCCACAAAUACUUGCUUCUAAACAGCCUAGAGUUUAAUUUUAAAGUAAUAUUUCUCUCUGCAUGGGUUAUUUCCCAUGACUCAGUCAUACGUUUCACACCAUACAUUGAUAGAGGGCCUACGGCUCCCACAACUACAUAAUCCCAAACGCCAAGUGACCCAAAAUCAUUUGCAAGUUCAAAACUGACUCCUUUUCCAUUCAUAUGGUUUCUAUUUUCACUCAUCUAAAUGUUUGUGAGUGCUUUUUAAUACUGUUCUUCAUUCAGGUGGAUAUGUUCUACCACACCAGUAAACUGAAAAAGCUCCUCUGUGACUAGACAUGGGCUAGCAUCAGAUUUCGGUGGCAUAAUCAUUUUUAGCAUCGUUUUGCAAUCAUUUUGAUAAUCUUCCACCAAACAUUAAUUCUCAUUUUCCAUUCUCUGUUUAUUUCACCAGUAGACACAAGGCUUGCCGCAGCUGUUUGGUUAGCGACAGGCGGGGCUCCACGCCGUAUCUGCCAUUUUUAUUUACCUGACAAAUUUCCAGCCAACUUUUUCUUGUUGGUUAUGGAAAUAAAACCUUUCCACGUUUGGGCAUCCAAAGUCCCACACCCCCCCCACCCCCCCCCCCCCCCCCGUCUCAGUAAAAGGACUUUCAAAUGUUAUAACAACAAUACUGAAAGUUUUCAAACCCCUUUUUCUUUUGCACAAACUGGAACCUGGAAGCCAAGGUGUGAUCAAACAUAAACCCACAUCCCCACUGCUGGCUCUAAUGCGUAAAAGGGUAAUGAGUAAGAAAAACACUGCCGCCUGCUGUUCAGCCCACCCAUUUCUUUGUACACAUUGUAGUAAUUUCUGGGGCAUUUUUUUUAACAUAUGUUUGCCUCUUUUUCUCCUUACUUUUAACAUACUACACACUGACCAUUUGUUUACCUGAUACCAGCACUAUUUUAUGGAUCCCACUAUGUAUUACAAAGAAGGUGAGAUGCCAUUAUGUAUGUAACGCAAAGCAAUCGUGAAUUGCUGCAUUUCAACUUUAUAGCAGGCCUGGUACAGUGUAAAGAUUGGACAGUGUUUGAAUGUAAUAAGUUAAAAAUGCUGUAGAAAAAUAUGUGAAUUUAUUGACGUUUGGCUUUAAGUUUUUCGGGGGGUACAUUUUUUUUUGUGCUGUUCGUUUUUUCCCCCUUUUAUUUAUUUAUUUAUUUAUUUUGUGCAAACUAUUCUUGUGACUUACUUCUCCGACCUUUCUGUUAAAUACCCCUUGUCAUUAUCGGUGUUGCUUUUGGAUGAGUCACCUACAUGAAUAAUGGUAGUCAGAGCUGGGCCAGACUGUAAUUGUAACUCAUUGCUGUUGUAGAAGAGGCUAGUUAAAUCAAUCAAGUGCAGCCAGGUAGUUGUGUUUAUUAUCACAGAAAAGUACGUAAAUCGACUUUUAAGUAAUUUCCUGCGAUUUUCUCUCAAUUUUGCAGUCCCAUGCGGUGCAAGUCAGCCAUCUGUAGACCCGAAAAACCUGAAAUGAGAGUCAAUUGAUAUCUCACAGCACGGAAACUCGUCUGGUUUAGCUCUUCUAAAUUGUCCACGAUGUAGUAAUCUGUACCCUCUGGUGCUCCUGAGGACUUUCAAACAUAUGCCGGAAAUUACUUUCAAAUACCGCUUGGCCCAGGUGACACUCCAUCUGUCGCCAUUUUCUCGCCUUCGUUCUGAUAAGUGGCUUAAAGCAGACGUUUUAGCACAAAUGAGCCCACUGCCUGACUCCUCCGGAGUCCAUUACGCGGUCCACGUCUUGUCUCGUUACGUUUCUGUUCAUGUAAAGAUUCUGCAAAAGGUCUUUGUUGUGAUGUUGGAUUGUCUGUAAAUGGGUCUUUGUCAUUGCUGACGUCUCAACAGAAGCAUCACCACCCAAAGCCUUACAGUAAUGACUGAUUCGGGACCGGUUUAUCAGUUUGUGUAUUUCACUUCAAGCAGCUGGAAGGGGCCGAGCCCUUAAAAAUGUUAGAUGUUGUUGAAGUGCACUUGAUUCUGAAUCGCAGUGUUGUUUUUGUUACCUUGGAGUCCAUUCUUUCUUAUGUUUUAAAACAAAUAAAUGAAUGAGGUAAUACCA